Molecule: messenger RNA, 537 nt
Organism: Penicillium manginii
Lineage: Eukaryota; Fungi; Ascomycota; Eurotiomycetes; Eurotiales; Aspergillaceae
Exons: 1
Coding region: 1-537 (178 amino acids)
Source: RefSeq, a predicted model, not a curated record
AUGCUUUCUGCUACAUGGGAGGAAGGGCGCCUUAACCCGACUCUGCGCUCCAACCUUACCAUCUCACACUUUUCUAUGUUUAUUCUAGGAUUUUUUCAUACCUCUCGCGAUUUACUCAGCAACACUGGCUGCGUUUCAAUGGCUACUGGUUUAAGCUGGCGGUGGGCCAUUCUUACAAUCGAGUCGGAAGGAUCAAAGCCUACAUUUUUCUUGACACUAGUACCCGACGACAUUCCUUCGCCAACUCACCCCUCUACCAAUUAUACUCAUGAAGCCAUGGCGCCAAGCAGUAAACGGAAACAGUCAGUGACGAAAUCUUGCCGCAGCCAGGCGAAGCGCGAACGUCGGCCUUACUUGCCCAAUGAGGACUACUUGCUAGUGAAGUUGAAGGAGCGAGAGAAGCUGGCAUGGGACGAAAUCGCAGCAUAUUUUCCGGGCCGCAAACCUUCAUCAUUACAGGUGCACUAUUCUACCAAGUUAAAACACCGGUCUACCGGUUCACCUCGGCUGCGGACCGAGAAGCGUAAAAGAAAAUGA